Phalaenopsis equestris is the source of this 1334-nucleotide messenger RNA. RefSeq names its product UDP-galactose transporter 2-like. The record is from RefSeq and is a predicted model, not a curated record. Gene Ontology annotation, cellular component: Golgi apparatus. Gene Ontology annotation, molecular function: antiporter activity; UDP-galactose transmembrane transporter activity. The coding region runs from base 109 to 1131 and encodes 340 amino acids. NCBI's taxonomy places the organism in Eukaryota, Viridiplantae, Streptophyta, Magnoliopsida, Asparagales, Orchidaceae. The transcript is spliced from 5 exons.
ACUAGUUUUAAACACUUCUUAGGCCCCCCCGCCGCUCAUCCAUUUCCCAAUUCUUCAGCUUCUGCCGCUUUUUAUUACUGCUCGGUUUGGGUGAGGCUAGAGGCGAGGAUGGAUUCCGAGAAGAAGCCGCGGGUUUCGAACGCCGGGGCUUGGGGAAUGAAUGUGGUCAGCUCUGUUGGCAUUAUCAUGGCUAACAAGGAGCUCAUGUCGCCUAGCGGCUACGGAUUCAGCUUCGCAACGACUUUAACUGGGUUCCACUUCAGUGUAACGGCUCUUGUUGGCUGGGCAUCAAAUGCUGCUGGUUUAUCCGUGUCCAAGCAGCUUCCUUUGUGGGAGCUUCUAUGGUUUUCAAUUGUUGCAAAUCUUUCAAUUACCGCAAUGAAUUUAAGUCUAAUGCUUAACUCCGUUGGUUUUUACCAGAUCUCAAAGUUGAGCAUAAUACCAGUGGUUUGUAUGAUGGAGUGGAUACUAAACAACAAACACUACUCUUCCAAAGUGAUUAUGUCUGUGGUUGUUGUGGCUUUAGGUGUUGGUAUCUGUACUGUGACUGAUGUAGAGAUUAAUAUGAAGGGCUUUCUUUGCGCUUGUGUGGCAGUCUUCUGCACAUCGCUGCAACAAAUUACUAUUGGCUCCUUUCAGAAGAAAUACUGCAUUGGUUCGUUUGAGCUACUGAGCAAGACAGCUCCAAUACAGGCUGCUUCUCUUCUCGUGUUGGGCCCUUUCAUAGAUUACUGCCUCAACGGGAAAUCAUUAUUGAAGUACCAUUUCUCUGCUGGAGCAUUUUCAUUUAUAAUUCUUUCGUGCUCGUUGGCCGUCUUCUGCAACAUGAGCCAAUAUCUUUGCAUCGGCCGCUUCUCGGCGACAACCUUCCAAGUCCUCGGUCACAUGAAGACCAUAUUUGUCCUAAUUCUCGGAUGGAUCUUAUUUGACUCCGCCCUGACCAUCAAGAACAUCCUCGGAAUGCUCGUCGCGGUGGUCGGCAUGAUCGUCUACAGCUGGGCCAUCGAAUCUGAGAAGCUGGCGAAGCUCACCGCCGCUGCCACGAGCGACGAGGAGAACGUGAAACUUCUCAAGGAUCGAAUGAGCGAUGUUGCGGAAUCCGAUGUGGAGCUCGGCCAAACCAAGAGCUGAGAUCUCAUAACCUUAAUUAUUCUUUUAAAUUACAUGUAAGUCUGUUAUUGUGUUGAGUCGCCCAUUAUUCGAUUAUUUUUGGUGCCUGGAGCUAUGUGAUUUUUGGAGGGAAAGGCUGAAAGAUAGAAAGCCUAGAAUGUUUCUUUUCCCUUAUAUUACAUAUCAGACCCCCUUUUAAACUAUAUGUAAAUUGUAUUUUCUUU